GGCACGCAAACACGUUACAAUCAUACAGACGGUCGGCUCUCACAGCUUCGACGUUUGUUACCACUUCUAUCAAAUCAAUCCGAGGAUUGCCUAUACCUCAAUCUUUACGUUCCACGAUCGGGUGAGUCAAAUUGAUGAUUCGAUAAAGUCUCGUGGAUCACCAAAGGCCACCAUUGUGUAUAUACAUGGUGAAUCGUAUGAAUGGAAUUCCGGAAAUCCAUAUGACGGGUCCGUGUUGGCAGCGGAUGGCAACGUGAUUUUUGUAACGAUAAAUUUUAGGCUAGGUAUAUUUGGGUUUCUGAAAACAGGAUCUAAAGGCAGUGCGCAAGGAAAUUUCGGAUUAAUGGAUUUGGUUGCUGCUUUACACUGGUUGAGAGAGAAUCUGUCAGCGUUUCAUGGUGAUCCAUCUCGAAUUACGUUGAUGGGCCAUGGAACUGGAGCAGCCUUGGCGAAUAUUUUAGUUGUUUCACCUGUUGCUAGUGAUUUAAUACAUCGUGUAAUUCUAUUGAGUGGUUCAGCCUUGUCACCAUGGGCAAUACAGAAAGAUCCCUUAGGAGUGAAAAAAAUAGUCGCCGAACAAACCGCUUGUCAACUUGAUUUAGUAACUGAUGACUUGGCGCCAUGUCUACGAACGAAACCCGUUAGUGAACUUCUUCAGAUCUCCACUGAGAACCCAAGGUUUCUUCCUGGAUACGCACCAUUUGUGGACGGAACAGUUAUAGCGAAUUCCAUAACAGCAAAUACACGUUUAAAAUCUUUACCAACUGGAUCUGCCAUUACAAGCACAUCCGGUAUAGAAUUUUCUAAUUUCCCGACACGUGAAUUAUUGUUCGGAUUGACGUCAUAUGAAUCAUAUAAUGAUCUCAGUGCUCAAGAUCUUGAGUUUGGUUUUAACGAAACAAAGAGAGAUCGAGUACUCCGAACAUACGUGCGAAAUAUUUUUCACUUCCAUUUGAAAGAAAUAUAUUCUGCGCUAAGGAAUGAGUACAUGGAUUGGGAACAUUCUCCCAAGAAUCCUCUUGGUCAUCGUGAUACAAUACUAGAACUACUAAGCGAUGGCCACACAGCUGCACCGAUAGUGCGAUUGGCUUAUCUACAUAGUAUGCAGAAAGGGAAUUCGUAUUUUUUGCAUUUUAGGCAUCAAACCAGCGAACGCGAUUUUCCCCAGCGUGGUGGUUCCGUUCGCGGCGAAGACGUGCCUUUUACUUUUGGGCUUCCACUUUCACAACUGUUCCUGUCAAAUUACACUCGAGACGACAUAAAAAUAAGUCGGGUGUUAGUGUUAUAUUUCACAAACUUUGCCAAAACAGGCAAUCCAAACGGUUUAUUGGAGCCACAUAUGAUGGAGAGUUCGAGUAACUAUCCUGACAAAAUUUCAAAUUAUAACGAUUACGAUAUUGGUGUUGGUCGAUUACAACAAUCUAGAUCACUGAUGAACAAUCGAAAGGCAUCGAUAUUGGUAAGCAACCGUCUUAUCAGUGACACAAGAAACACGAUGGAGUUAUAUAGCCGAUAUGAAAGUAAUCGCAAUCAUUACGGAAAUCGGGAUGAGUCCAGUAAAAUGGCUUCAACUGCAUCUAUAGGACGAGGAACUCUAGAAAAUGAUGAUGAUGCCAGAGAUCACAUUGAAAAGCCAGCGCAAAAAUUAGAACAUUGGAAAUUGUAUGACCGAACCAAUCAGUUUUACAUGGAGCUAGGUUGUAAUGCGAUAUUGCGUAGCCAUUAUCGUGGGCACAGAUUGUCUAUGUGGUUGAGUCUUAUACCACAACUACACUUACCUGAUGAUUCAGCAUAUUGGCCUGUGCGACAUCACCACUUCACAGAGGUCAAACCAGAACAUUAUGAUGGAAGAGUUAAGGAUCAGCAGAUGCUGAAGUUGCACAAACUAAUAACAAUAGCUAGGGCUACAGCAAAGCCACAAAAGACUGAACCGAUCGUAGUAACAUUAGCACAGAGCGUACCAAAAGGUCCGCUCCUGUUGCAGCUGUUUCGACCCGUCCGGCACCGAGUCAACCGAUGGUCCAGCCUGCGCCGCACUCGUCUGUCGCUAUGUCAAUGACAGGAACUUGGAUUAAAGUCUAAAAUGUCAGCUACGGCUGGUGGUGUUACUGCAAUCGGUUUGCCUUCGGCCACGUUGGACAUUCGGCUAACGGGAAUAUUCAGCGAUUCCAAUUCGAAGGAAGCAGCACCAGUAGCAGACUGCUUCGGUUCAGAAAUACGCUCCGGUAUCCGGCGAAGCUAACACUCCGGCAGGACGAAGGUUUCAACGAGGGGCUCAGGUAUAAGUAGCAGAGUCCUUGCACUUACUGUUUGUCGAGUGAACAAUUUCGACGAAACUACUGCCGCUCUCGCCAAGUUUGAAUACCGUGCGACAUCAGCGGUACAGUGCCAGGAAUAGUCGAGAAGAGUGCCAGGACUGACAUGCCGAGAGCUACAAGAUUAAAUAGCAGGGCGUUUUUAAAGUGACCAUAGUAUAACCUAGAGGCUUUUGGGCAGAUGAUUUAUUCAGGCUGCCGAAGUGAAUCCACACAUAUCAUCACCUACAGAGGCAAGCAAUAUUGAAACGCAGCGAAAUUCCUCACAAUGAAUUGAUCUCGUCAGAUAAAAUUCCAGGAAAUACAAUUUUCAUAGCAUAAUUUAUCCGACCGAAAUUGUAGUCCUCAGUCGAGAGAGACUGAUAGAGUAGCAGCAGUUAGGAAUUUUCAUUGGAAAGCUAGCAGCGGUUUCGCGUAUCCUGCGCUAAGUAGAGAGCGUUAAGACAGAUCUCCGAAGCAUGCCUAGUUAUUUCCUACCAAUUUGAACAAGACAACAGUUGAAAGAUACCUUGAUUGCGGUGCCAAAAUGAUGGCAACUCGGGAUAUAAUAUAAAUUUACAUAUAAUUUCUCCUCCCUGAUAUUCUUCCAGAAUGUAUAAUUCUCUGCAUUCUUAUCACUCCUAUCAAAUCUUUCUUACUCGUUAUCGUCAGUGCAGAGCACUGUUUUGCAUUUGCCGGCUAAAUCAACGACAAUGUGAUCAUCGACGAAACUUUUGCUGUAAUGGAACUUGAACACGAUUAAUAAAUAAUUGUUCCAUUCGAAAGCGAUAACCUUGUUGUCCUCACGUUUGCAGCCAUCAUACGCUAGCAGGCAUUCUGACCAAUGGAAACGUUCUUCGAUAUGGGCAUUGAACGAACAAAAUCAUUUCAACAACUUAUCAUCAACCGAAUUCGUUACCUAUACAGUUCAGGUAAACUUCACCACCUAAAAUGAGUAAUCAAUCGGAUCAUCUUGUUAGGACUUAACCCACGAGCAAACAAACAAAUGUGUACAAAUCCUUAUCCAUCAUCCAGAAAGCAAUCGUUUUAUAGCCCAAUACUUGAUCUUGCGAUUCAGCAUAUGUCACCGGGUAUUACAUCCAGCGCCGAUUGGUCAAUGUAUGAACAAAGAGCAUCGAAAGUAUUCAAGUAAUGUAAAUUUUAAAAGUCCAUGUAAACAAGUCUUAGGUAAACAAGCACACUGAACUGUCA
Messenger RNA from Topomyia yanbarensis, 3506 nucleotides. Its product is annotated as neuroligin-1-like. Gene Ontology annotation, biological process: synaptic vesicle endocytosis; chemical synaptic transmission; neuron cell-cell adhesion. The record is from RefSeq and is a predicted model, not a curated record. Gene Ontology annotation, molecular function: neurexin family protein binding; signaling receptor activity. The transcript is spliced from 12 exons. Bases 344 to 2059 code for a protein of 571 amino acids. Gene Ontology annotation, cellular component: postsynaptic membrane; cell surface; synapse. Lineage: Eukaryota; Metazoa; Arthropoda; Insecta; Diptera; Culicidae.